Messenger RNA from Dreissena polymorpha, 3272 nucleotides. RefSeq lists its product as uncharacterized. The record is from RefSeq and is a predicted model, not a curated record. Gene Ontology annotation, cellular component: nucleoplasm; chromatin. Gene Ontology annotation, biological process: positive regulation of DNA-templated transcription. Lineage: Eukaryota; Metazoa; Mollusca; Bivalvia; Myida; Dreissenidae. Bases 391 to 2841 code for a protein of 816 amino acids. The transcript has 3 exons. Gene Ontology annotation, molecular function: ubiquitin-protein transferase activity; zinc ion binding.
UUUCGUGUUCGCCUGGAAUUAUUACGCAUUGUCCGAAAAACUGUGUACAGGUACGCCAUUUGUUAGUCAGCAUUUUCGAAUGCAAUAACAUGAUUGUUUAGCUUUUUUUCGUAUGUGAUAAGAAACUUAUAAACCCGAUCUAACAAAUUAAUUCCUACGAAGACAACCGCUAUAUGAUAUGUUAUUAAUCAGAGCGCCAUUGACGCUCAUGAUAUGAACGUCACGAAAAUCUCGUAAUUUACAUGUUGUAUUCUUACAUCGGAAAUCAUCUCUAAAACUAGAAGUUCUGAAACGUUACGAAAACCACGCAGUUGACUUAUCAAACAGAAUCAAAGCGCUUGAAAUUUUCACCGGAAAAUCGUUCCUCCCGAAAGCGUAAGUCGCCAAAAAAUGGAAGAGCGCGCGACCUCCAAGCAGAAGGACUUGUCUAUCCUAGGACUGACUGCAUAUGCCGUGGACGAGUCGUUUAUCAAGUGCCCCAUGUGUCUGGACCGCUACACGCGCCCCAAACUGCUCAAGUGCCUCCACACGCUGUGCGAGCAUUGCAUCACUGUCCACAUACAGCACGCCGCACGGAAUAAACAGGUAACGCACCGCGAAUUUCCCUGCCCUAAAUGUCACGCCCUGACGAAUGUCAUCAAACCGGAACUGCCGCUGGACAAGUGGGCGGAGACACUUCCGGCCAACACGAUGAUGGAGGCUCUGCUCGAGUCCAUAUCGCUACAGGUGGACGACAAGCUCUGCGGCACGUGCGAGGAGGGUGGCGAAAACACGCUGGCCUCCUACUGGUGCCGCGACUGCGCGGAGCCGCUCUGCGACAACUGCCUCAAGUACCACCGCCUCAUGAAAAUCUCCCGCCGACAUAAAAUCGAGGAGAUGGACAUCAUCAAGAGGCACCCGAAGCGCAUCCUGUCCGUACCGCAGCCGUGCGCUGACCACGUGGGAAAGGACAUCGAGCUCUUCUGCGCCGAUCACAACACGCUGUGCUGCGUCAUGUGCGUGGCCACGGAGCACCGCCGAUGUGAGAAGGUGGCGUCUAUUGAAAAGCUGGCCAAACAGCUCGAGGAGGGAGCCGUCACGGAGGAGUUGGUAGAUAAGCUCAACUCGUACUUGGAUCAUCUGAAGACGAUGCGAAAGGACCGGGAAGGGAACAUCGAGGCGCUCAAUGGUAAGAAGAACGGCAUUCUGGAACAGAUCUCGAACUACAAGGAGAAUAUUAAUAUCCUGCUGGAGAAACUUGAAGCGACUCUCGCUGAAAAAUUCGACGCAAUCCAUGCCAAGGAGACGACGAAGCUGAAAUCGGAAGUUGAUUGGUGCGAAGCGCUGUCAAGCGCUGUGGAGAACGCGAAGACCGUCCUGACCGUCACAAACCGCCAUUGCUCGAACGCUCAGGUCUUCAUCACGGUCCAGCAGUGUAUCGAGCGCUCAAUCAAGUACGAAGACCAAAUCGCCAAGGAGCAGACGGAGAAAUUCGAGCUGAUAGACUACAGCUUCGAGAUUGACAAUGCUUUCGAGGCGUUCCUGCAGUCUCUGGUCAGCGUUGAGACAUUCGGGAAGGUUCUCACCCACAGACGCCGCGCGUUCAUUCCAUCGGCGCCAGGACUUAAACUGCUACGAGACCGCCACGCAGAGAAAGAGAUCGAGUUCAGCUGCAAAACGCCGACUGAUACCCGGAACUGUUGUCUGUCAUCUGUUCUCUUCUUGUCCGACCGACGCAUGCUGAUCGCGGAUCAGAAUAAUCAGAAAAUCAAGCUUUUCAAGGACGAUGGGAAUCUUAUUUACGAGCAGACGUUUACGACAUGGCCACGUGACUUUACAGAGCUAGGAGACAAUAAGAUCGCCGUCACGUUGCCAAAAGAACGCAAAGUCGAGAUCUUCUACCUCGGUGAACGCCUGAAGAAUAUAGAGACCAUUCGAAUGAUGGACGAAUGCUGGGGAAUAACGUUCACGAAGUCGAACCUUAUUGUCGGCUGUAUAGGUGCGGAGAAAGGAAAUUUGAAAAUCCUCACCGUAGAUGGUACUGAAAUAGAUACCAUUGAGGACGACCCAUCGGGCAGACGACUUUUCAUCAAGACCAAUUACGUCACCACAAACGUUUCGGGGAAAGAAGUCUACGUCACAGACCGGACCAAAGACGCUGUCGUCGCAUUGGUUCUGCGCAGGAAAGCUGGAAAGCUGGCGAUUCCGGAAGAUCAGGGUCCCAAGCGCAACAUGGUUCCCAAUAAACCCAGGAUUCGAUCCAGCACCGCGCUUGGGGACGGUAAGGACAAUAAAGGCGGGACGAUGACAGAGCGGCUAUCAAGGACCGAGCUGUCCAAGACGCUUCCUUCGUUUGAGGACCACAACAAAGGGCAGAUGAAACUUCGUGAUUCCGCGAGUUCGCCAAUCAAUUUAAUGAACGAAGCUUUCGACGAGCGGCUUGAAGAAUCCUACGACACGCGCGAGAAAGAGCAGAAGAACACUUCCCACGGCUCUCUGAGGACCGAGGACCUCGACGCGACGGCUAGAGCAUCGCCUAUCGAGCGCGUUGACUCGAGAUCGACCUUUAGCGACCGCGAACAAGACGAUAAGGUCGACUACGAUGUGUUGUAUUCGUACUCUAAUGAUAUUCUCAAGUCGGCAGGUGGCGUAGCGGUAGAUCACCAAGGCAACAUCUACGUGGCAGGUUACAGAUCGUCCAACGUGCACCAGAUCUCGCCAGGCGGCGCUCUCAUCAAGAUAAUUCUACAGAAUCUGGCCCAGCCCCUGGCGAUCAGUACCGAGCCGUUCGGAGAGCGUUUCGCGAUCACGGAGACCACUUCUGCUCGUCAAAAUUACGUGCAAAUUUAUCGUCUGGUAUAAAGUAUACAUGCAUACAAUUUAUCAACGUAUUAUGUAAUCAGCAGGAUUUGACUUAAAAUUUAUGUUUAGGAUGUAAUUAGCUGCUUUAUCUGGUCUAAUGUUUAGAUAAGUUUAUGUUGAUUGAGUGAGCAUCGUUUAACAUAUUAUGAGAAAACAUUUGAAUACGUAGAAUACCAACCUGACUAUGUACUUUCUUUAAAACAUAUUGUUACGUAGAAAAAAGUUUUGUCUGUAAAACAUCUUGUUAAAAAAUGUUGUUAAGACUAUGUAGUCGCAUAUAGACCGUUUUGGGCAUAUAUGCAUUAAAUACAGUAGUGUCAUGUGCUAUGUACCGCCAGUGUGAGAAUGUGAUUGUUUCGUGUUUUUGUUUUGGUAAUAGAUGUGCAUCAAUAGACGUGCUUAUAUACUUGCAGUUAAAAUGGUUUGUGGGU